Paramecium primaurelia is the source of this 1293-nucleotide messenger RNA. Lineage: Eukaryota; Ciliophora; Oligohymenophorea; Peniculida; Parameciidae. The record is from the annotation of a GenBank genome assembly.
AUGAAUUCUUACAAAGUUGUUAGCAUGGAUUUUACAAGAACAGAUGGAUAAGUAACAGUUAAGAUACGCCCUAAAGUAGAAAGCUCAGAAGAUAAAGAUGAUGAUAUGUUUAAAAAGUAAAAAGUCACAGAUCCAAUCGCAAAAAAUUAAUCUAAAUAAUUUCAGAAUUAAAAUCUAAUAAGGAGUAAAUAUAGAUGUAGUAAAUCUGAUAUUGCAUCUCUAAAACGACUUUUAAAAAGAUCAUAUAAUAUAAAAGAAUUUAAAGAAUUUUACAAAAUAUAUGGUCCUAAGUUAAUAGAAAUUGAUUUUGGAAAUAUAGAAUUAUUUAAUGUGAAAGUAAACAAGUAUUUUAGCAAUAAUAGGGAUUAAAUUAGUAUUCUAUUACAGAAUUAUAACAAUUUAAUAAAGAAUAAAAUUUUUUAAGAUGGGGAAAGUUAUUCUCAAUUAAUUAACUUUCGAAAUAUAAUGAUAAUUCAUUAAUUCAAAAUUAAAUUGCAGCAUUACAGUAUAUAUUUUAAUAAAAUUAGAUUUUAUAAUAUUUUAAUCAGAGAAAGAAUAUUCACUUUAAGAACAUUACGAUAUUAUAAAAAUGAUAAGAAAAGAAAAGAAUUUCCCUAUUAAUAUUUAUAUAUUUAUGAUUUAGAAGAUUGUCUAUAAUUUAAUUUAUAAUCCUUUUAAGAUUAAGCAUCUGGAUAAAUUAAAAUAUAGAAUCAUGGAUUACCUUAAUUGAAAUACAAUUUUUUUUAAAAAUAGUAUGAUAAUUUUUAAUUUGAGAACAUAAUAGUCCCUUUUUUUUAGGUUAAAUUUGACGAACAGAAGUAUAUUUAAUUAUUUUUUGUCCAUUUCAGCAAGAGUGGUUAUAAAUAAAAAUAAUCAAGAAUUGCUGCAGAUGGAUAAGAUAAAGAUGAUUAAGAUAAACUAUAUCAAUGUUAUAUAUUUGUUAAUUUUGAUACUUCAUAUUAUUCUCAGUAGUAGUUAAUGAAUGGAGUUUAAGAAUUUGCCCAUUUUCAUAAUUUUGAAUUAACACCCCAAGAAAUUUAAUUUGUUAAUAUUAAAAGGUAAUCAAAAGAUUUAUAAAUUAGUUAAGGAAAAAGCUUCACAGAAGAUUAUGCGGAAUAUAUUGAAACUGAAUUUUUCUUAUAAGAGAAAGGUUCAAUUAAUCAUUAAAUGAAUUACAUUUUUAACUAGUUACCUAAAGAAAUGGCUAAGAAACAUUUCAAUGAUAUUUUGAAUGAUUAAUUUAUUAUUCCUAAAAAUAUUGAGAGUUUAUUGGAAUAAUUCUUUGGAAAAUGA